This is a messenger RNA of Dreissena polymorpha, 3230 nucleotides long. RefSeq names its product organic cation transporter protein-like. NCBI's taxonomy places the organism in Eukaryota, Metazoa, Mollusca, Bivalvia, Myida, Dreissenidae. Gene Ontology annotation, biological process: transmembrane transport. Gene Ontology annotation, molecular function: transmembrane transporter activity. The record is from RefSeq and is a predicted model, not a curated record. Bases 73 to 1698 code for a protein of 541 amino acids. Gene Ontology annotation, cellular component: membrane. The transcript has 10 exons.
UAUCACGUCUGACGAGACGAUAGAUGGAUAAUAAACUAGUACGAGACGUACUGUGGAGUAGAGUACGCGACAAUGAAGUUUGACAAUAUCACUAUAGUGUUGGGAGAGUUCGGAAAGUACCAGCGGAUACUGUACGUAUGCGUGUGUGUCCCAAUAAUAUUUACAGCAAUACAGAUUCUCGCCUCUGUCUUCACCCUCGCUUUGCCGAAACAUAGAUGCACUAUCCCUUCAUUGGAAAAUGAUACAUACGAAGUUCAGGGCAUUUGGCAUGAUAUUUUGAUCAAUAAAUAUAUUCCUCGGAGCACUGACGGGUCACUUGCCUACGCCGCAUGCGCAAUUUAUUUGUCCCAUGCAAACACGUCCUACAACGAACAAGGCGUUCCUUUGAACUCUUCGACAGCGGAAUGUGACUCCUGGGUAUACGAAAAGGCAACUUUCAAAAGCACAUUCUUCACAAAGAUCAACCUGGUAUGCGGCGAGGACUUGGCACGUGCAAAUGCCAACAUGGCGCUGUUAGUUGGGCAUUUGGUUGGUGCGGUCAGCAUUGGUCUAGUGUCCGAUAUGUUUGGUCGGAAGAAGGCUCUGGUGGUUGCUAUAGUGUUUUUCAUCGUGGCGGCGUUCGGUACUGCGUUCGCUCGCACAUAUGAAGUGUUUGUAGGCUUUCGGUUCAUGCAGGGUGUCGCUAACCUGGGCAUGUACACGACACUGUUUGUUAUCGGUCUGGAGCUGGUCGGUCCCUCGUACAGAGUGGCUGCGGGUAUAAUCAUCAACUUCUUUUGGUGUUUCGGUCUCUACGCUCUCUGCCUCAUUGCAUUCCUUGUGCGAUCUUGGUACCCACUGCAACUCGCCCUAGCAUGUCCGUCAGUGAUACUCAUUCUACAUAUAUGGCUUUUACCAGAGUCUCCUCGAUGGUUGAUGUCGAAAGGACGCUUCCAGGAAGCCAAUCGAAUUCUACACAAGUGUGCCAAGGUCAACGGCGUCACCUUACCCGAUGAACUCCUAAGCAACGACAUCGAUGACAACACUAAUACCUCACAAAGCGUGCUGAAGAUGUUCACAGUGCCUCGAUUACUUUUAAGGACGCUGAUCAUUUACUUCAACUGGAUGGUCGUCAAUAUCGUAUACUACGGUCUGAGCCUCAACGUUGGCAAUCUUAGCGGGGACAUCUACGUUAACUUCACAAUUACCAGCACUAUGGAGUUGGGCGCCUACAUCAUGUGUCUUCUGCUUCUCAACAAGGUGGGCCGGAAGUCGCUGCAUGCCGGUACUAUGAUCCUCGGAGGGGUCUCAUGUCUUUGCACGAUCUUUUCUACUCUCUAUGCUCCGCCUGAGCAUGCAUGGAUCACCGUGGUGCUUGCAAACGUAGGCAAGUUCGGUAUCUCGGCUGCAUUCGCGAUCAUCUACGUCUGGUCGUCGGAACUGUUCCCGACCCUGGUUCGCCACUCGGGAAUAGGCUCGAGCUCCAUGGUCGGCAUUGUGGGGACCAUCCUGUCCCCUUAUACAAUGGAACUGGGCAAUCUUAUUCCUGGAAACUUCGGGAAGGCGCUUCCGCUUAUCAUAUUUGGUGGUCUCUCCGUAGCAGCCGGCAUGCUGUCUUUGCUACUUCCAGAAACAAAAGGGGCUGUUCUUCCGGAAUCAGUGAGGGACGCGGAGAAAUUUGGUAGACAAAGUCGCCUCAAGAGAGCGCUUACUUCAUAAAAACAAUAUAUGCUAUUGCCAUUUUCAAUAACAUUAUGAUAUAUAACAUGUAUAUCAACAUAUGGUUUAACAUUUUUAUCGAGGCCGAUAUACAAAUGUAUAAAUGUGUCACUCCAUAUUAUUGUAUGUUUUUAAUUUGUGUUUAGUUUUUUUUAUUUCUAUUGUACAACGCCUUUGAAUAUGUUUUAUAUGUAGAAAUAGGCGUUCAAUCAAAUGCUCGAGUUUCAAGUUUACACAUGUAAUUCGCGGAUUUGUUAGGAGGCGCGAUUAUACAUAAUCAUUUAAGGAUAUUAGCCCCCUAACGGUGUUUCGCCUUUGGAGAUAAUAUAUAAACUCUUCGUCGUUCCAACUGUUCGUCUAUCCGUAUGCAACACUGGAUCCUGUGAAUGCUCCACAAAUUCUUAAUAUAUUUAAGAUAUCACUUUGAUUACUUACAAAACUGCAUUAUGGGCACGAUGCCUGACCUUUUAUUAUCUACCAAAGGUUAAUGGUCAGGUCACUGUUAAUAAAAAUAGAACACAACGCCCCUUGGUGCAAGAAGGUACCAUGUGACAUUGAAAUAAGAAGGCACAUGGUACCUUUUGGCAUUAAUGGGGCGAUAACUUAUUAGUUAUAAAACCCAAAAAGCACACGCGAUAUUAUCAAUAAACUAUAUAUACUCACUAAUUAUACGUAUAACCUUUCUUUGUCAAUCCUUAUUUUCGCCCGUCCGUCUAUAAAUCCGUCUUCAAGAAGAUUAGAAUAGUAGAAAAAAUUAUGUCCAAUUUAGGUCAACGCCAAGGGCAAAGUGAUAUGUGUGGAUAGGGAAUAGUUAUAAUUCAUAUUUAAGAGAUUAUAAGUAUGAAAUAAUUGUAGAAAAGGGUGUAAGUGCUGCACAAAACGGAAAAUCGACUUAACCAGGUAAAAAACCUUUCAAGUUAUUAUAUGCCCAAAUAAGUUCAAGUAUAUAUGUUAUGGUUGAAUGGACAAUAAUUAAAAGAAAAACAAGAUGUGUUUGUGAAACACUAUAUCCCCCCCCCAUAUAUUUGACCUUUGACCUCGAAGGAUGACCUUGACCUUUCACUACUCAAAAUGUGCAGCUCUAUGAGAUACACAUGCAUGCCAAAUAUCAAGUUGCUAUCUUCAAUAUUGCAAAAGUGUUUAUUAAAUGAGCGAUUUUGACCCAUAUAUUUGACCUUUGACCUUAAAGGAUGACCUUGACCUUUCACCACUCAAAAUGUGCAGCUCCGUGAGAUAUACAUGCAUGCCAAAUAUGAAGUUCCUAUCUUCAAUAUUGCAAAAGCUAUGGCAAAUGUUAAAGUUUGACGCAAACCAACAAACAAACAAACCAACAGAAAGAGAAAAAAACAAUAUGUCUCCCAUAACUUGCAAGACGUGUUGGUGUCGAACGAAGCGGUACCAUCAACUUAACCUUUCGCUGACAACAGGGCAAUCAUUAAAUUAUAUCAAGUCCUUAUCCUACAGGCUUUAGUUAUGAACAUGCAUACACAGUUAUGUUUACCUUGAGACUAGACCAAAAGCAUGUACCAGAA